Molecule: messenger RNA, 4497 nt
Organism: Plodia interpunctella (Indianmeal moth)
Lineage: Eukaryota; Metazoa; Arthropoda; Insecta; Lepidoptera; Pyralidae
Exons: 16
Coding region: 122-4366 (1414 amino acids)
Cellular component (GO): extracellular region
Molecular function (GO): chitin binding
Source: RefSeq, a predicted model, not a curated record
CAUAGUGCAGCUAAGACUAGAAAAGUCGGCUUCUUGUUCACUCUAGAAAGAGUGGUCGUGGUAGUUCUUACAGUGCUAGUGUAAAUUCUAAUAUCUACCGUUUAAAAGAUAGAUAGCAGACAUGGUUCGAGAAAAAAUACCCUUCUUAUUUUUAUUACUACUUAUUCACGUGAAUGCUGUAGAAAUUUACAAUGACGGCCAAAGUUCCGAGUCAUCAUGGUUCAAAAAUUGGAGAAAGUCGGUUACAAAACAUCCUGCUGAUAGCAAUCAAAUCACAUUAUCUAGCUCGACACCAGCGCUUCCUAAAUAUCUAGAGCCUUCAAGUACAGUAGCACCUGUACAUCUAGAAAUUAAAAAAAUCAAUUCUUAUACAAUUGCACCUGAAAUAAUCGAAGGAAGAUCAGUCCGUCCAUCGCCAGCAAGCACAACAGAAGAAGCCGUCGUUGAAAUAAAGCCCCGACGCGUGUUCAAUUUUAGAGAACAAGAAGUAUCUCAUGUUGCAACAGAGGCUCCAAAGACAUCGCCAACUAUAAUUUCCUGGGUUCCUGAAACUAUUGUAGAAUCAAAAUCAUCUUCGUUGGCGUCGCCUGCAAUUAUCAAAACCGAGAAACCUUUGCAUAAAAUACAUCGCUUUGAGUUUGGAUUAAUACAGCCUUCAUACUCAGAAACACAUAACUUGAAUGCAUCUCCAAGUGUAUCCUGGGUUCCCGAAAUUGUCAAAUCCGAGCCACCAAUAAUAACAACAGUGUCACAUAAACCCAAGUUCGACAUUAAAUCCUUUGACCACAAUGCAUCUGGUUCAACUCUUAAUAGUGAGACGGAACUGAAAGCAUCGACAAGUCGAUCCUCAAUUUCACCUGAAACGUCUGUUGAGUCUAAACCAUUGACCACUUCGGCAAUACCACCAACAAUUGUUAAAUUGGAGGAACCCACUAUCCAAAUAAACCCCAAACACCGCAUCUUCAAUUUUGGAUCUAUUCCGACUCACAAUACAGAAUCGGAACUUCCCAAAAAAUCGUCAAACACAAUAACCUGGACGACUCCAGAACCACGUCCUCUUCAACUUGUUGCCAUUUCCGAAGUUCCUUCGAGUACAAAAAACUAUACUCCUAUUCCCAAAUUAUCCUCGACUUUAAUUAUUCCAAAAUAUGGUCUCAAUGCCACCGAAUUAGAAAUGACAACACAACCAGCGCCAAUUGAAAAAUCACCGGGUUUUAUUGUAUAUCGGUAUGAAGAGCCUGUGAAAAGCACGGGGUUGACGACGCAGGAAGGCAUAGAAAAUUACUUUUCUAAUCUUCAGCACAAAUACAAAUGUAAUGUGGAAAAUGGAUACUACGAGGUUGUAAACCACUGUGAUAAGUUUGUGCAAUGCAAGGAUAACGUUUUGAAAUUAUUUAAAUGUUCAAACGGACUUCAUUUCAAGCGAAACACAGUCUGGCCGUCAGAUCCUUGUGAUGAGCCGUCAAAAGCAAAAUGCGAGAACAACGGAAUUGAAAUUGAAGUCAAACCCGAAAUAAGAAUCAUACCUACCAAGUUUUCAGCUGUAUUAAUUACAAAUAGUAUUGACUUUAUUUGUCCCUCUGAAAACGGAUAUUACAGACUGGAAAAGAAUUGCGAAAAAUUUAUCAAGUGUGAGAAAAAAGUUCCUUCUUCAUAUGCUUGUGCUUCUGGUUUGACGUUUAACAGCAACGCAGCAUGGGACCACGAUCCAUGCUCUGCUGACGUACUAUGUAAAACUGUAGUCGUACGGCCAGAACCAGAAUUGAAGUUCUCAGCGACCUUCUUAAGCGCACUGCCUACAUUCUCGUGCCCGGCAAGCGAGGGCUACUUUAUCUCAGAAAAUCAUUGUGACAAAUUCAUAAAGUGUGAGAAAUCAAUAGCGUCACUGUACAAAUGUGCAUCAGGACUACAGUUCAAUCGUUACGCCUCGUGGAUACACGAUCCCUGUGAGAAGGAAUCCGAGGUUGGCUGCAAAGCUGUAGCCGUGGCUGAAGGACAGCUACUAAGGAUUUCUGCAUCAUUAAUUUUGGCUCGUAUCGAUGGCUACUCCUGUCCAGCAGCCAAUGGGUACCACAGAUUUGAAAAUGACUGUGAAAUGUUUGUCAAGUGUGAAAAUUCGAUCGCCUCAUCAUACAAAUGCAAUCCUGGACUUCAAUUUAACUCGUACGCUCUAUGGGGAGUAGAUCCCUGCGUCAACUCUGAAAUAGUCCGGUGUAAAACUGUCAUCAUCCACCCCCCUCUAAUACCAAAAUUAUCAGCUGAUUUCAUCACCAGAACUUACAACUUUUCGUGUCCUGCGAGUGAAGGAUAUUACGGCAUAGAUACUGAUUGCGACCUAUUCUACCUAUGCGAUAAAUCUAUAGCGUCUGUUUACAAAUGUUCAACGGGGCGACAAUUCAAUCGCUAUGCUACUUGGGGUCAAGACCCAUGCGCCGACGAGAAAAUGAUUCGCUGUUCAACUCUUGUGAUUGAACAACGACCAGAACCAAAGUUCUCGGCUGAUUUGAUAGUCAGGCAAAUAGCAGAUUAUGAGUGCACAUCAAGUGAAGGAUAUUUUAGACUGGACAAGGAAUGCGAUAAAUUUAUUAAAUGUGAGAAAUCCAUAGCAUCUUCAUACAAAUGCUGGUCAGGACUUCAGUUUAACAGUGAGGCCGCUUGGGGUGAAGACCCGUGCGCUAGUGUCGACAUCAUUGAUUGUAAAGCAGCCGUGCUGCAACCUACAACUGAUCCAGCUCCCAAAUUCUCAGCUACUGUUGUAAAGCUAUUACUCGACUUCUCCUGCCCAAGUAACAACGGAUACUUUGAUUCCAAAAACGAGUGCGAGGAAUUUGUUAAGUGCGAGAAUGCGGUGGCUUCACUAUACAAAUGUUUACCUGGCCUCCAAUUCAAUCGCCACUCAUCUUGGGGAGAAGACCCAUGCGCCAGCGAUACCACAGUGCGUUGUAAACCCGUGGUCGUGGAGCCCCAGUCGGCACCGCCGCCAAAAUUUUCGGCUACCCUUAUAUCACGAAUAGUGUUCGACUUCACCUGCCCCAUCAAUAAUGGAUAUUUCGAAUCCAAAAAUGAAUGCGAGAAAUUCAUUAAAUGCGAGAAUGCAGUUGCAUCACUAUACAGAUGUCUACCCGGCUUUCAAUUCAAAAGUCGCUCAUCUUGGGGGGAAGACCCAUGUGCCAGCGAGGAGCUAAUACAAUGCAAACCGGUGGUCAUACCACUGCCGAGGCCUCAAUUUUCUGCUGACCUGAUCUUAAGUUACAUGUUGGACUUCAAGUGUACCACCAGCAAUGGAUACUUCAAGUUUGGAGAUGAUUGUGUGAAGUUUGUGAAGUGUGAGAACUCUAAGGCAUCGUCUUAUAAGUGCUGGUCAGGCCUCCAUUUCAAUCCUCAAGCCCCAUGGGGACAGGAUCCUUGUGCCAGCGCAUCUGAAGUGGGUUGCCGACCUGUAAUCUUACCGCCCAUCACCACACCUGCACCAAGAUUCUCGGCUAUUUUAAUAUCCAGUCCGCUUGUUGACUACAAGUGUCUGGAAUCCAAUGGAUAUUUUGGCAUCGACAAUGAUUGCGAUAGAUUCAUCAAGUGCGAGAUGUUAAUGCCAUCGCUAUACAUGUGUCCCAAAGGGUUGCAAUUCAACCGGCGAGCGCGAUUUGGCGAAGACCCCUGCGCCAGCACAUCCAUAGCGCAGUGCGAAAGUAGGACUACCACUACCACCACGCCAGCAACGAUCCUCUCCUACACUCUGAUCAUGCGGCAAGUGUUUGGUUACACUUGUGCCGCUGCGAACGGAUAUUAUAGCGUAAAAAACCAGUGCGGGCAGUUCAUCGAGUGUAAGAAUUACAUCCCAUCAUUAUACAAGUGUAACUCUGGUCUUUAUUUCAAUCGGAAUGUGAUGUGGGGCGCGGAUCCAUGUGCCCUUCCAUCUGUAGCCCACUGCGAACAAACUCCCAAAAGUCCUCCAGGACCUAUUGAACACCACGAUAGUUUCCAAUGUCCGGAAAGAGAUGGCAUGUAUCCGCUAGACAAUUUCGAGUGCAGUAAAUACCUAAUGUGUAAGAUGGGACGGGCUACCAUAAUGCCGUGCCCGGCUGGACUCGUGUUCAAUGACGAACUUCAAACCUGCGACUGGCCUGUAAAUGUACCAUCAUGCAAUCCUGAAUUGUUCCACGGAUUUUCAUGCCCUGCUCCAGAAAGUGAUGAAUAUAACACUCCUUCGGACAAAAUAAUUAAAUUCAAAUUCGAACAGAGCUGUACACAUUACAUAGCGUGUCAGCAUGGACACCCUCGUCUCCUCAGCUGCAACAAGGGACUAGUCUUCAGCGAGGAAUAUCAGGCUUGCCUCAUCCAAGACAUGGUUCCGAGCUGCAGAGGCUGAAACUAGACUUCGUAUUAUUUUAAAGGAAUUUGUGACUGAUCAUAAACUGAGUAGGAAUUAGAGACGUUACGUGAUUCGUGAAGUGAAUACGUACUCAAAGAAGGUAGUGAAUAAAUUACAUCCUGUAACUA